This is a messenger RNA of Lonchura striata (white-rumped munia), 1086 nucleotides long. It is a transcript of the gene WNT16, whose product is annotated as Wnt family member 16. The record is from RefSeq and is a predicted model, not a curated record. Gene Ontology annotation, molecular function: frizzled binding; cytokine activity. Gene Ontology annotation, cellular component: extracellular region. Gene Ontology annotation, biological process: canonical Wnt signaling pathway; cell fate commitment; multicellular organism development. Lineage: Eukaryota; Metazoa; Chordata; Aves; Passeriformes; Estrildidae.
AUGGGGCGCGGGGCUCCCCUCGCACCGUGCCUGCUGCGGGCGGCGCUGCUGCUCGCCCUCUGCCCCGCCGCCGGCAGCACCUGGAUGUGGCUGGGCAUCGCUGCGGCCGGCGGGCCCGAGAAGCCGGGCUGCGCCAGCCCUCCGCUGAGCCGCCGGCAGCAGGACCUGUGCGAGCAGAAGCCGGAGCUGAUGCCCGCGAUCCGGGAGGGAGCGCGGCUGGGGCUCCAGGAGUGCCGCAGCCAGUUCCGACACGAGCGCUGGGACUGCCGCUCGCCGCCCGCCGCCCGCCGCGGCACCGCCGGCCCCGCCGCCCUGGGGCAGCAGCUCAGCAGCGGCACGAAGGAGACCGCGUUCAUCUCGGCGGUGACGGCGGCUGGGCUUGUGCACUCGGUGACACGGUCGUGCAGCGCGGGGAACAUGACCGAGUGCUCCUGCGAUGUCACCCUGCGGCACGGCGGCUCGGCCAGCGAGGGCUGGCACUGGGGCGGCUGCUCUGACGAUAUCCACUAUGGGAUGUCCUUCAGCAGAAAGUUCCUGGACGUGCCUUUCAAGAACGUAACAGGCAAGAGCGGGAGUGGGCUGGUGGCGAUGAACCUGCACAACAACGAGGCUGGGAGGCAGGCUGUAGCAAAGCUGAUGUCUGUGGAUUGCCGUUGUCAUGGUGUUUCUGGGUCCUGUGCUGUGAAAACUUGUUGGAAAACCAUGUCAUCCUUUGAAAAGAUUGGCCGGUUUUUAAAGGACAAGUAUGAAAACAGCAUACAAAUAUCAGACAGACUGAAAAAAAAGCUACGCAGGAAAGAGAAAAGCCAGAGAAAAAUACCAAUUGGGAAGGAGGACCUGCUGUAUGUGAACAAAUCACCCAAUUACUGUGUCGAAGACCAAAAACUGGGGAUCCCUGGCACUCAGGGAAGAGAAUGUAACCGCACGUCGCAGGGCCCCGAGGGCUGUAACCUGCUGUGCUGUGGGCGUGGGUACAACACCCACGUUGUCAGGCACGUGGAAAGGUGCGAGUGCAAGUUCGUCUGGUGCUGCUACGUGCGCUGCAGGAGGUGCGAGACCAUGACUGAUGUACACACCUGCAAGUGA